UAUCCUCAAUGAGGAGCUCCCGGCUCAUAGCCUGUAACAGCCCUGAGAAAGCAAGACAGUCCGAUUGAAGGAGGCAAAAGUAUAGGCAAGGGAGCUGUUCUCUCGCACACUGGAUUACUGGUUGAAGGCUACAGCACUCAUAUCGUAGAUGAAAGAAGGGACUAGCUAUCAGGACCAGAAUCAAAUCAUGGAGAAUCAAAUCGCUCGUUGCAAGAUUGUUGUGGUCGGGGAUUCACAAUGUGGAAAAACUACUUUAUUACAUGUAUUUGCUAAAGAUUGUUACCCCGAGAAUUAUGUCCCCACCGUGUUUGAGAAUUACACGGCGAGUUUCGAAAUUGACAAGCAAAGAAUCGAACUGAAUAUGUGGGAUACUUCAGGAUCAGCAUAUUAUGACAAUGUUCGCCCACUGGCCUACCCUGACUCAGAUGCCGUGCUAAUCUGUUUUGACAUCAGUCGUCCGGAGACUCUAGAUAGCGUUUUAAAGAAGUGGCAAAGUGAGACCCAAGAGUUCUGUCCCAACGCUAAAGUGCUGGUGGUUGGGUGUAAGAUCGACAUGAGGACAGAUCUGAAUGUGCUGAGGGAACUUUCAAAGCAGAGGCUUAUUCCAGUUACACAUGAACAGGGCAGCACAGUGGCUCGGCAAAUAGGAGCAACGGCCUACGUGGAAUGUUCAUCUAAAGUUUCUGAAAAUAGUGUCCGUGAUGUAUUUCACGUUACAACCCUGGCUUCAGUAAAUAAGAUGCAAAAAAAUCUGAAACGCAGCAAUUCCAAGCGAGGAUUAAAGAGGGUAUCGCAAAUGCCUGGAAGGACUGACUUACUGGAUGACUCCGAGAUCAGAAAGGACCGUGCUAAAAGUUGCUCAGUAAUGUGAAGAAUGGACUUAUAGUUAUUUGUAUUUAUUGUGCAUUUUGUACAGUAACUGGCACAGAAGCAACAGGAUUGCUGCCUAGUCCAAGGUCGGUAUCCAAGGCUUUUCCUUCAGCCUAGGCCUCAAAACUGGCUAUUUCUGAAUCCAGAGAGCUGUUGCUUAUUUAUGAGGCUUUCAGAUUGACUGUUGCUGUGUUGGCUUCUUGUGGAAAGAAAUUAAUGAAGAGGAAGACUAACCAAGUGUUUGAAUGUUUGUGAAACUGUGUUGCUAAGGGAGAUGUGGGCUGUUUGUUUGUAUUGAGAGCUGGAUUUCUACAGGGACUGUGGGAACGAUUGAUGGCAGUGAUAGUUUUUGUGUUGUGUAGUAAAAAUCUAUAACAGUCACUUUGGGUAUUGCCUUUUAAAACAAACUCUAUUGAACUCUAACAAAUAUACACCAAAUAUAAUAUCCUGCUUCUUUCAUUAUCUUCAGAAUUGUAGCAUUACAUCAUUAUUUCUAUUGAACUUUCAUGGACUCUAAUAGAGACGUCUGUGCAUACUUAUCAUUCUAAUCUAUUAGGAGACUUCACAUUCCUCAAAAUGAUAAAGAGCUUACAAAAAGGACUAAAAAUUCCCUCGUGUGCAACUGUGCCUUCAUCACCCAGUAAUGGCGGGUUUGCUGCUGAUCUUGUACCAGCCUACACUGAGGUACAGAAAAAUGACACUAUAUGUGGGGGCCUGUUCCUAGUGUUGCCUAAAGAAAGGCCCAGAAGCACACCUUUACAAAAAUAAAGUACUAAAUGUUUCUUUUUAAAUUAGUUCUCUUUUCAAGUGAGAUCAGGGUAGAUUUUCUGCAGCUGUGCAUCUCAUUAAAAAAAUUAGUGAUUGAAAUUUCUAUUCUAAAGGAGAUAUCAGCUGAACAGAUAAUCCUAGAUGUGACACAUUGGUCUUUCUCAAUCAUGUGUUCAGUACCACAAUUCAGACAGCGGAAAUACCUCAGAGUAUAUUGCAUUACUAAAUUAGUUUAGCUGCUCUCUGGACUGAUGACUUUGUCCCCUUGUCCAACACUUUGAGAGACUGGGGCUAAAGGUUGGAUUUGUAUCAGAGUCUGGCAUUUAUGAAUGGCCCUUUUGAAUACAAACCUCUAAGUGGCCAACGCAUUAUUUGUCAGAGUUAGCCUACGGGCAACUCCUAGCUAAAAUAGCUACGCUCCUGUAAUUUACCCACGGGCACUUCUGUAGCACAACUGUAACUGAAGGAAAAAUCAAAGGUGACCUUACAUGUAACCUAAGCUUCCUGUGACAGUCUUUGCUAGACUUGCUCCACUGGGAUGAAAUUGUGUGUGUUUUUCAUGGUGCGCUUGAGCUGAGUAUCGAACCACCUUGUCAUUCUCCCCAAGGGUACAUGGUGAGACAGAGCUGAUUGCAACUGCCACUGCUGAAAGUGGUCUGGUAUUAGACUACAUGGCUGUCAGGUCAGCUUCAACUGCUUCAAUAUUUUCAAUUUUUACGAUAAAUAACUCCAGUAUUUUGUAAAUCACGAAAGAUCUGGGUUAUCAAUUAGAAUCAUUAAAGAAUUCUUGUAGUAAUAUAAUACGCCCUGUCAUGUACAGGUGUCUACUUGGCAAGCAAUAUCCUAGGACCAGAAAUACAUUUUCAGCAUCACAACUGUUGAUUCACCAUAUACUGCAUGAUCGCAGAAAACUAUCAUUUAAUUAAAACAAAACACAUCUUCAAUAAAAUAACAAAUAGUUGAGUAUAUCCCACAUUUUCUCUUUUUAUUACAAAUAACUGGAAGUGAGUUACAACCUCGUUCUUACUAGAUUUGGCAAUGUUCUUCUCUUGUGGCCAAUGAUGCUGACUUAGGCUGGAAUAUGGUUCCACGUGCAUCACCAGCUCUUGAGUGCUUGAUCCAAAAUGCCCAUUCUUGCAUGUGAGCCUGAACAGUGGGAUUUGGCAAGCUGGCUGGAUGUGAGGGGCAUCACAAUGGGCCUGUUUCCUGUUUCCAGCCACACAGUCCAUCUUUCUGACAGUAACCACUAAAUCGUAAAUGGGAGGAGGAACCCUGACUGGCCUUCGACACCACCCCCUCCCCACCUCUAGUUUAUGCAGGAAAUCUAGCUUUGAUUUGCAUGACAUUCUCUAGCCAUUCCCAGGUAAUUUUUUUUCCAUGCUUGAAUAUCCCCUUUAGCACAAUGCUGUUUAUCCAGGGUGCAUGACAAUUCAUCUACACGUACAUUCCAUGGUAAUCGCUCAUUAUGAGCUUAUGAAAUAGUCACCUGUUGGCACUUGCACUGGGAAAACAGACCACGUCUACUUGUUAGAAUUGCUCUGUUAAAUUGGAGCACGUUUUAAAUGAAGAUAAAUAAAUGGGACUGAAAGCCCUUUCAGUAAGUAGGGUUUUCAGGUGAGGGCACCUGUGCCUAACACCUGCCCAUUCAAACAAAGACCAUUUUAAACAGGAGUGGAAAGGCUUUCCCAGGUAAAUGGAUGGGUCUUGCCACAAUGGGAUGAGUUAUCUUUGUAGUGACUGAAGUGAAAUCAUAAACCCAUUCCUAAAGAACAAGUUUAUGAUUCCGCUAGUCAAACUAGGCUCCACCACUCUCCCCCUCCCCCCAAAUCGCACCCCCCACCCCAAAGCUUGAAUUACUGUGGAAAUCUACUGGCAAACAUGUUACAGGAGUUAAGCCCUCAUGAAGAGCUUGAUGUCAUUAUGGCAAAAUAUCUUCAUUAAAUGUGAGGGAAACAAAAUCACAGUUACCUCACAGAAGUCACAUCUUGUGGUGGCUUUGUUGAUGUAGGUUACUUUGACCUUGUGCUACAUAUGAGUCAGACUAUACUCUUGAUCACAAGCAAGGUGCAUUUCAAAGCUCUGCUAUUUUGCAUCCAUUAUUGUUUGAAUUUUGCAGAACUACCACAGUGCCUGAAAUUCUGUCAUCGUUAAAGGUUUGGUCCACAUUGAAAGCUUCCCCUCUAGCCUAGUCUGGAGGCAUUGCUAAUCCAAAUCAGUUCAAAUGGGAAUGAAAUGGUUCUCAAAUGGAAGGGAUUCAAUUUGAGAGUCGUGUCCUUUCUGACGGUGUGCUCAGGCUUGAUUUAAUAAUGGGUCAGUCAAAGGCAAAAUUCCAUUUCUUCACUCCUCACUUACAGUAGCCAAUCGAUCUUAGCAUUAAUCUUUCAACAAAGUCUGAACUUUUGGGGGGGUAAAUUCCUCUUGUUCAUAUUUGUACAGUCUGUUCCUUUUAAUUCAAAGUCAUUUAUUCCAAAUGAUCUGACAAAUUGAUUUUUGUUUUAGUUCUAUGCUGUCACUUUGCUGCAAUAUUUACAUUACUUUAUUCAAAUUAACACACCUUUCAAUUUGUUUCACUGCCAAGAUAACUCGGUUCUUUGGAAUAUGUUUGCGUUCCACGGGUUUAACAUUAGUUUGAAGCCAAAACCACUUUUCACUGCUGCUGAACUUUAAGAGGGUAACUCAGGUGUGAAACAAGGCCUGAACUGACUCUGAAGCACAGUAUGUGAUCCAUCUUUCAGGUGGUUUUGCACAAUGCCAGUCAGGCUCUCACUCUGUUUUGAGGCUGUGUUGACACUAUUACUGCAGCAUCACUGUAAAAGUCUUUUUUGUGCAAAUGUACUGUUAGUGUAAAGGUCACGAGUACAAGAUGGGAUUCUUAUUUUGUAUCAGCACUGAUUUUUCCACUGAAGUCAUCAAUGAAAGGUUUACCCCUUUGUGCAUUGAAAUUUCACUGUGAGCUAUCAGCACAAAUUCAUUAAUGUCAUGUCUGUAAUUACACUGUCUGCUGUUUCAACAAGGAUGAUACACCAUUUAAAAUAAGCUCCUUAACACGUUGUUAAAAUAUCAGACAAAGAAAUUUCAUGCAAAUGUAUUAACACAUUUCUCACUGACAUUAGUCUACAUUCAAUGCAGUUAUUGUGAGGGUCUUUGGUCAGCCAGAUUCUCGCUAGUCACAAAUGCAAGCUCCAACCUGUGCUCGCAAUUUCUGCCCUUUAGUGUCCAUUCCAUUUCUGAAAACCUACCAGAAACAGACAAAUACUUGAGAUCAGACAACAAAUGAUGAUAUACUGGCACAGCUUCAAAGGCUUGAGUAUUUUCUGAAUUUGUUAGAAAUCCUUUCCAAUAUUCAUCAUAUUGUUUUCUCUAACUUAAAAUUCUGAUGAUGAAAGGAAAUAAUUUUAGGGGUGGAAAAUUGACAUGAAUCCAAAAGGCUCCCCAAAUGGGGCACAAAUUGUGAAUACUGGGGUGUCUAGUUUUGUUAUUGUAGAGGAGUGUGCCCUUGAAACCUCAAAUACCUGCCCAAAGCACCUACAGGCUAAAAUCAUGCUGUAAAAUCAUGUACGUUUGUAUGUACUUCUUUCCAGUUUCCUUUCUGCAACAUUACUGGUGCAGGAAAUAGAUUUUGAUCUCCACGUGAAUAAAUGGUAACUGAACCAAA
This is a messenger RNA of Carcharodon carcharias (great white shark), 5293 nucleotides long. It is a transcript of the gene rnd2, whose product is annotated as Rho family GTPase 2. Lineage: Eukaryota; Metazoa; Chordata; Chondrichthyes; Lamniformes; Lamnidae. Bases 149 to 871 code for a protein of 240 amino acids. The transcript has 5 exons. The record is from RefSeq and is a predicted model, not a curated record. Gene Ontology annotation, biological process: small GTPase-mediated signal transduction. Gene Ontology annotation, molecular function: GTP binding; GTPase activity.